AAGCGUAGGUGUGUUGCAUUGUGGGAGCUGCAGUCCACCUUCACCUUCACCUCCACCUCCUCCUCCUCCUCCUCGCCGUUCUGUUCCUAUGUGUCAGUGAGGGACAGUUUCAGGCGAGGUUUAUUCACAAUCUUGGAUGGGACGUUGGUGAUUCAGCAUGCUGCUGGAUGUGUAAAAGAAAGAUGGGCUCUGUUCUGUCCCUGUGUGGUGCGAAGAGUAAGAAAGAAAACGUACAGGGGGAAAGGCACUUGCGAGCAAACGACAGAGAAUUCAAUCUCUCCUUUAAAUAUGCUAACAACGCCAUCAAAACCUCUAAGUACAACAUCUUCACCUUCCUGCCUCUUAAUCUGUUCGAGCAGUUCCAGCGUCUGGCCAACGCCUACUUCGUCUUCCUGCUCAUCUUACAGUUGAUCCCGUCGAUCUCAUCUCUGUCAUGGUUCACUACAGUGGUUCCGCUGCUCCUGGUGCUGAGCAUCACACUGGCCAAAGACGGUUCAGACGACAUCAACAGACACAAAAACGACAGACAGGUGAACAAUCGGAAGGUCGACGUCCUCAUCGACGGACAACUAAGGACUGAAAAAUGGAUGAACGUUCAGGUUGGAGACAUCGUUAAGCUGGAGAACAACCAGUUUGUCACGGCUGAUCUUCUAUUACUGUCCAGCAGCGAGCCUCUGAACCUCAUCUACAUCGAGACGGCUGAACUGGACGGUGAGACCAAUCUGAAGGUGAAACAGUCUCUGACAGUCACAGGUGAAAUGGGAGAUAACAUUGACAAACUGGCAGCUUUUAACGGUGAGGUUUGCUGUGAGCCUCCCAACAACCGUUUGGAUAAGUUUACAGGAACUCUGACGGUCGGAGGAGAAACAUUCGCUCUGGAUAACGAGAGGAUUCUGCUGCGCGGCUGCACGCUGCGCAACACAGAAUGGUGUUUCGGCCUUGUGCUGUUUGGAGGUCCUGACACCAAGCUGAUGCAGAACUCUGGGAAAUCGAUAUUCAAGCGAACGAGCAUCGAUCACAUGAUGAACGUCCUGGUUCUGUUUAUUUUCGGCUUCUUGGCGUUUAUGUGCACGGUUCUGGCUAUCGGGAGCUCGAUUUGGGAGCAUCAGGAGGGCACCGCGUUUACAGCCUUCCUCCCUCGUCAGGAUGGCGCUGAUGCCAAUAUGUCAAGUUUUCUCACCUUCUGGUCCUACGUCAUCAUCCUGAACACAGUGGUGCCCAUUUCACUCUAUGUAAGUGUGGAGAUCCUCCGACUUGGAAACAGCUACUAUAUUGACUGGGACAGAAAGAUGUACCAUGCUAAGAGCGAUACUCCAGCGCAGGCCAGGACCACAACACUAAACGAAGAGCUCGGCCAAAUCAGAUACAUCUUCUCUGACAAGACGGGCACCUUAACACAGAACAUUAUGACCUUCAAUCGCUGCUCCAUCAACGGCAAAUCAUACGGAGAAGUUCAGGACUUUGCUGGACAAAGAGUAGAGAUCACUGAGAAGACGGAAACUGUAGACUUUUCCUGGAACUCUCUGGCUGACCCAAAGUUCUACUUCUACGAUCAUGCACUCGUGGAGGAGGUGAAGUUGGGAACUCCUGAGGUUCAGGCUUUCUUCAGACUACUUGCACUGUGUCACACCGUCAUGCCUGAGGAGAAGACUGAGGGUCAGCUGUUCUACCAGGCUCAGUCUCCUGAUGAAGGAGCUCUGGUCACUGCUGCAAGGAACUUUGGCUUUGUGUUUCGCACUCGUACCCCCGAGACCAUCUCAGUGGUGGAGAUGGGGGUCCACACCACGUACGAGCUGCUGGCCGUGCUGGAUUUCAACAACGUCCGCAAGAGGAUGUCUGUAAUUGUGCGGAGUCCAAGUGGCAAGCUCACUCUGUACUGUAAGGGGGCGGACACCAUUAUCUUUGAGAGGCUUCAUCCGUCCUGCUCCAAACUAAUGGAGGCCACCACUGGGCACCUCAAUGAGUUUGCCGGUGAAGGCUUGCGCACUCUGGCUCUGGCUUAUAAAGACUUGGAUGAAGCAGAAUUUGCUGUUUGGAGACAGCGUCACCAUGUGGCCAGCACUGCAAUGGAGGACCGUGAGGCUAAACUAGAUGACAUUUAUGAAGAGAUUGAAAAGGAUCUGAUGUUGAUCGGGGCGACUGCAGUGGAGGAUAAACUGCAGGAUGGAGUUCCUCAGACCAUCGAGCAGCUUUCCAAAGCCAACAUUAAGAUCUGGGUGCUAACAGGAGACAAACAAGAGACGGCGGAGAACAUCGGAUAUGCCUGCAACAUGCUGCGGGAGGAGAUGACCGAGGUGUUCAUCAUCUCUGCUGACACGCUGGAGGGGGUGCGGGAGGAGCUGGUGAACGCCAGGAAAAAGAUGUCUCCGGAUUCCCCGGACGAACCGCCCUACAUGAAGAGGAGGAUUAUGGGAAAAACGCCGCAAGUGGUGAUGGAUGAGGAGGUGGAUGGAGAGUACGGCCUUGUCAUAAAUGGACACAGUCUGGCGUACGCUCUGCAGAAGGACCUGGAGGUGGAGCUGUUGCGCAUGGCGUGUAUGUGUCAGACGGUGAUCUGCUGCAGGGUCACCCCACUGCAGAAAGCUCAGGUGGUGGAUCUCGUCAAGAAGCACAAGAAAGCCGUGACCCUGGCCAUCGGAGACGGAGCCAAUGACGUCAGCAUGAUUAAGGCGGCUCAUAUCGGAGUGGGGAUCAGUGGGCAGGAGGGCAUGCAGGCGGUUCUAUCCAGUGAUUUCUCCUUUGCUCAGUUCCGGUAUCUGCAGCGCCUCCUGCUGGUCCAUGGACGUUGGUCAUACCUGCGCAUGUGCACGUUCCUGCGCUACUUCUUCUACAAGAACUUCAGCUUCACCUUCGUACACUUCUGGUAUGCUUUCUUCUGUGGCUUCUCUGCCCAGACGGUGUACGAUGAGUGGUUUAUUACACUUUAUAACCUGGUGUACACAGCCUUACCGGUCAUCGGCCUGAGUCUCUUCGAUCAGGAUGUUAAUGACCGCUGGAGCCUCCAUUACCCUCAACUGUAUGCCCCGGGGCAACAGAACAUGUACUUCAGUAUGGUGGAAUUUUUUAAGAUCCUGCUGCACAGCUGCUACAGCUCGCUCGUGCUCUUUUUCCUGCCCUAUGCCGCGAUGCACGACACGGUGCGCGACGACGGCAAAGACAUCGCCGACUACCAGUCGUUCGCACUGCUCGCCCAGACCUGCCUGCUCUUCGCUGUCAACAUUCAUCUGGGUUUGGACACGUAUUACUGGACGGCGGUGAAUCAGUUCUUCCUUUGGGGAAGUCUGUCUGUGUAUUUUGCCAUCACAUUCACCAUGUACAGCAACGGCAUGUUUCUCAUCUUCACCUCCUCCUUCCCCUUCAUCGGCACAGCAAGGAAUUCCCUGAGCCAACCCAAUGUUUGGCUCACCAUCUUCCUUACCACCAUCCUGUGUGCACUGCCUGUGCUGGCUUUUAGAUUCCUCCGGAGCCAGCUACAACCAACCAUCAAUGACAAGGUGCGUUAUAAAAUCAGAGAAGCCAAAGCUGUAAUCACUCCUCCCACUCGCCGGUUCCCACGGCGACGCAUCAGCACCCGUCGCUCCGGUUACGCCUUUUCGCAUGCUCGCGGUUAUGGUGAUCUCGUGACCUCAGGUCGUUUCUUACGCCGACCCGUGAAGAGCCGCCCGGUGCUUUUCCCAUUAGCCGAGUCCCCUGUAGCUCAAAACUCUCCACAAACAUACCGCAACAUCACUUCCUCCUAACGCACCAACACCAGGAGACAAAAACACUGACUGUUUCACUGCACAGGAAGUGGAAUUUCACAGGAAGUGAACUCUAUGAGUAUAGACGUUUACAAGAAAAAAUUUACGUGACAUUUCAGCAGCUUGUCUUAUGUAUAAAUGUAGGACUCGCUUUGACGGUUCAUUCCAGACGAUAUGUUUUGGAACACUUACGUAUUUAUCUAGACAGAAUUUUUUCUUCUCAGGCUUUUAAAAUUUGAGUUUUUUGUCUAAACUCUCGGAGAAACAUUUAGAGUUUUUCCUUUGUGCCUUUAAAAAAAACUCUUGUGUGUUAGGUGUUAGGUGUCGGGGUGUGAAUUAAAGCUGUAAAUAAAUUCAGAGAGAAAUUUCACAACUGGGAGAAUAGGGUAAGUAGAUCAGACCACAAAAACAAUAUCACUUUAGGACCAGGAUUUUAUCACCUGUCAAUCAAAGCGACACCAGUCAAUCACGUGUGUACGUUCAUGCUGAAGAUCCACAGGCACAAUUAAGGGCUAGAAUUGUGUAAUGUUUUAUUACUAAGCAGAACUGAGGAUGAGCGAUCGAACCGAACUCUGUCCUCAUGACUACAAACGUGAUAAUAUAACAUAAAACCAAAGCUAUGUGAUUCUUCGGCUAUAUUUCAGUUCACACAGAUUACACAGAUUACAGCCGUUUAAUUCCCCUAAAAUAACCGCCGUUAAUUCGUCAUAUUUUUGUAUUUGACUUAAAUUUUGUUUGUAUGUCUGUUUUUUUUUAAAGUUGAGUCUUGUUUACUGAUCAAUCUCUUAAUAAAUUGUUUUAUAAGAUAAAAGAUUUUUUUCUGUUCUCAGCUGAACUGUACGUGCUGCCAAAUAAAUUUGAUGGAUUAUGUUUUUCCUCUUCA
Molecule: messenger RNA, 4623 nt
Organism: Tachysurus fulvidraco (yellow catfish)
Lineage: Eukaryota; Metazoa; Chordata; Actinopteri; Siluriformes; Bagridae
Gene: atp8b5b
Product: ATPase phospholipid transporting 8B5b
Exons: 28
Coding region: 168-3740 (1190 amino acids)
Biological process (GO): phospholipid translocation; Golgi organization
Cellular component (GO): plasma membrane
Molecular function (GO): ATPase-coupled intramembrane lipid carrier activity; ATP binding; magnesium ion binding
Source: RefSeq, a predicted model, not a curated record